This is a messenger RNA of Cloeon dipterum, 3566 nucleotides long. RefSeq names its product circadian locomoter output cycles kaput protein Clock (gene Clk). The record is from RefSeq and is a predicted model, not a curated record. Gene Ontology annotation, biological process: circadian regulation of gene expression; regulation of transcription by RNA polymerase II. The coding region runs from base 282 to 2489 and encodes 735 amino acids. Gene Ontology annotation, cellular component: nucleus; cytoplasm; CLOCK-BMAL transcription complex. Gene Ontology annotation, molecular function: protein dimerization activity; RNA polymerase II cis-regulatory region sequence-specific DNA binding; DNA-binding transcription factor activity, RNA polymerase II-specific. Lineage: Eukaryota; Metazoa; Arthropoda; Insecta; Ephemeroptera; Baetidae. The transcript has 16 exons.
ACACAGGUGGACACGAGUGGCCAUAGCUCGGAAUUAUGAAUUAAUUUGUCAGAAGUAUCAGAACAUGCAUUAUUGAUGCUAAGUGGCCACAGUUGCGCUCCAACAACUCUAAAUUCGGUGCUUGCAGGUGUUGCAAAUUCGUGUUUCUAGUCGUUCACCCUUUGGCAGGUGAUUGCUGGACAACAAUGACCUGUGUGGUCAACCUCACGUUGAGCCCAUUCCCCUGAGUGGUUCAUCUGCUGAUUUAUUUUCAUCCGUGUCGAUACAAGAACUGCUUUUCAAUGUCAGUGCACAGUUUGAGUACCAUGGCAUCCAGCUUCAUCAACAGAGGCUCCUCUCGAAGAUCUGAAGACACCAUGGAUGAUGAUCUAGACGAUAAAGAUGACACCAAAAGAAAAUCACGAAAUUUGAGUGAGAAAAAGAGGCGGGACCAGUUUAAUAUGCUGAUUAAUGAGCUCAGCUCGAUGGUUUCAUCCACAAGCAGAAAAAUGGACAAAUCAACAGUGUUGAAAUCUACCAUAUCAUUCAUCAGAAACCACAACGAGAUAGCUGUAAGGUCCCGAGCGCAUGAAAUCCAAGAGGAGUGGAAGCCAUCCUUUCUCUCAAAUGAAGAAUUUACACAUUUAAUAUUAGAGGCGCUGGACGGCUUCAUUAUGGUCUUUUCUUGCUCAGGAAGAAUAUUCUACGCCUCUGAAAGCAUCACCUCCCUCCUUGGACACUUACCAAAUGACCUCCUCAACACAACUGUCUACGACAUGGCCUACGAAAAUGAUCAGUCAGAAUUGUACAACAUCCUCCUGAAUCCCACAAACCCUGUUGAAUCCUCGCAGUACAACAUUGGCAGAGAAAAUCAAAUCACUUUUUACUGCCACAUGAAGAGGGGAGGGCUUGAUUUCAGCGAAGAGGCGUCAUACGAGUUGGUACAGUUCAUUGGAUACUUCCGAUCAAUAGUGGAUUCUGCUGAGGUGGACGCAAUGAUUUCCAGCAGCAACAGUUUUCCAGAUGAAUCAAACAAAAUUGUGUUUGUCGGCACAGGACGACUGCAGACGCCUCAAUUGAUUCGAGAAAUGUCAAUUGUUGAUUCCAGCAAGAGCGAGUUUACCUCAAGACACAGUCUGGAGUGGAAAUUUCUAUUUUUGGACCACAGAGCGCCCCCCAUCAUCGGAUAUUUGCCAUUUGAGGUGCUGGGAACCUCUGGAUAUGAUUAUUACCACAUAGAUGAUCUCGAGAAAGUUGUCGCUUGCCAUGAAGCUUUGAUGCAAAAAGGGGAAGGCACCUCCUGCUACUACAGAUUUUUGACAAAAGGCCAACAGUGGAUCUGGUUGCAAACUCGGUUCUACAUAACGUACCAUCAGUGGAACUCAAAACCAGAAUUCAUCGUUUGCACACACAGUGUAGUGAGUUACAUAGACGUGAUGAGAAGGCUGCGUGAAUCUCCUACCAAAUUGGAAAAAAUAGAAGGUGACAUGGAGGGUUUAGACCCUGAAGGCCUUCAAGGUGAAUCACUCGACAUGGACCGAGAUAUGGACGGAGAGGAUGAGGAGCAAGGCACUGACUCGCAACUCUCAGCAACCAUCACGCAAUCAGGGCUUCCUGCCUCCUGGUCCCCAAACAAAUCAUCAGUGGGAAGAAGUUCGAGAUUUGGCGUUAGGUCCGCAGAUGGGUCGCCUUCAAGGUUAGGUAAGACACCUUCAUCUAAGGUGUGUGGUCCAGGAUCUGACUGCAACUCGAUGUCAGCUGACUCUCCAACAUCGCGGCAUUCUCGGAUGACGGUGCACAGUGCACGUUCAGGGAGAGAUGACGCUACCUCGAGUAACUCACAAUCGGUGCACCAUCCGCAGCAGCAACCGCAGACGCAGCAGCCUCUGCAGCAGAGCUUGCAGCCAAGGAGCGUCAGCACAGUAAUCACCACUGCGUACCCUCACUACCAGUCAGCAUCAAAUCUCCAACCAGUACCUUCGCACCAGCAAGCACAGCAAUUUGUCGCUGCUAUUCCAGUGCAGCCAGCCAUGAUCGCAGCUCCUUUCCCGACUCCAACUGUCAUAUCAGCGAUGGCUCCACCAGAGCUGCUCCGCCAACCAAUUGUGGUGACCUCUCCGCAGUCGCAGAUCCACGACCAGCUGCAAAGAAAACACGCCGAGUUGCAGCAGCUGAUAGUGCAGCAGCAAGAAGAGCUACAGAGAGUCAGGGAGCAGUUGUUGAUGGCACGCUAUGGAAUUUUGCCACUCAACGUCAGUCAGGUUACCAUGCCGUAUUCCCAGAGCGGUACCACGAGUACAACGCCCUUGACCACAACAGCUGAGCUGAUGUGCACCACUAACCGGGGCACCGCCACCGUGUACGCCCAGGCACAGGACAUAUCCAUGCACGAUCAGAUGAUCAGUGGAAGGUCAGACGAGACGAUUCCGUUCCAACUGUCGCAGCAGCAGGCGCAACUGCUAUUUACCUCAGGUAUUGGCAUCCCUCCUAACCAACCGCCCAGUCAGUGAAGUAGUCAAUUUGUCAAUCAAAAUACGUGCCAAAUCAGCAGAGUAGGUAGAUGACGACGGCCAGUGAGGCCGUCUUGCCGGGAUCAACUGGUGUUUUAUCAGGAGUCGAAUUUUAUCGUUUAAAAUAAUCAUGUAUAUCAUUUAUAGAGAAAAAAGCAGGGUACUAUGUGUGAUGUCUUUUAAUAAGUUCAUUAUAUUAUAUAAAUGUCGGCGGGCAGACGGGGCAUAGAGCUUGACUUAGCGCGAGCCCAAAAAACCUAUAAUACAUACGCCAUAAAUAUUUGUACAAAGUGAAUGUUCGCCACUAGGUGAGUCGUAUCAUUGUCUGAAAUUUUAAUGUGCCAGCCCCGUUGCCGACUUGAAAAUGUAUUUUUGAUGGAUUUUUUAAAAAAAUCUUGAAUGUGAUGACUAAAUGGCGAAACGUGUACAUCGUUGAAGUGUCAGUGAUUUGAUAUUCAUAUUAUAAAGAUAGCAGCUAACUGAUCAAAUAUUAUCACCGACUGACUUGAUGUCUCUCUAGAGUCUCAUCCACAAGCCUUAUUGUUCAAGAGGGCCGGUCCAAGCAGAGACUAUCAAGUCUUCAUGUAAUCAAUGUGAGUCAUGAUGUGUCUUGGAACAUUUUUAAUGUUUAUAUUCAUUUUCGCUGCAGGAAGUGCAUCAGAGUCUACCGUUUUCAUGGUAAUAAUUGAUACUUUGACAUUUUCACGUGCUGAGAUCAAACAUUUUGGCAACAAGUAAUUGUGUACGGUUUUUAUCAGAGCUUAUAUAUACUAUUGACUGAGGAAAAUUUCGCCAAGUUUUACUUUUUAAGAGAUAUUAAAUUUGUGAUGUUAUUCGCAAUCUGUUUGUACCUUACAGGACAUGACAACCUAAAGCCAUUUCUUGGAAAUCAAAUUGAAUCACUUACCUUGGUUGAAAUGUCUCUAAACAUUUUUAAAGUUUUUUAAACCAUUGUUUUACUCCGGACCAAUGAGAGUAGUUACUUCUAUUUUGUUUUAGCGAAAUGUUGGUUUAUUUGCAAGAUUAAAAGUUGAUUAUUUUGUGUGUUGAUUAUGAAUAAAGAAAAAAUGUGUACAA